Nicotiana tabacum (common tobacco) is the source of this 2805-nucleotide messenger RNA. The record is from RefSeq and is a predicted model, not a curated record. NCBI's taxonomy places the organism in Eukaryota, Viridiplantae, Streptophyta, Magnoliopsida, Solanales, Solanaceae.
UUAGGACCAAAAUGGUAAAGAACUUUAAAUAAAGUUUCUAACAUAUCAUCAAACUUGUUUCUCUCUCUAUGAUCUCUGUUGUGCUCUCGUCAGUCGAUCUCCGAGAUGGAAAACGGAGAGGGGACUAAGGAGAACUUAACUUCCACGGUGUCCUCUCCUUUUGUUCCACUGGGAAAUGAGUUCUCAUGGCAAAGUCAGAAAUCGGAGGAUGGUGAUGACUUAACUGAGUACUCGUCAUGUGAUGCUGAGUCGGAAUUCGAGAGAUACUGCAGUGCUAACUCGGCCAUGGGCACUCCAACUGUUAGAGGUUCAGUUGUGACUGCAUUUCAUGAGUUUCCUGGAAGCUUCAAAUUAGGGGAUGACAGUUAUAGAGUAAAAAGUUUUAGGGGUUGUAAGAAGUUAUCAGAUUUUAGUGGGGUGGGUCCUUCUACUAGAGGAAGUGAAUAUAGUGGUGGAAAGCGUAGUGCACAAGAGGAGGGGUUGGUGGGUAUCGGAAAGGGAUUAGAUUUGUAUGGUAAUGCAGGAUUCAUGGAUGAGGAAACGUUUUUACAAAACAUGGAUAUGGGUGACGAAUGGUAUGUCAAGGAUGACGAAACGCUAAACAUGAGGAGUGACAAUGGUACUAAGUUACACUUUAACAGAAGUUCUUGUACAUCUGACGAAUAUAAGAACGGCGUACUCAUUGAAGGAGACACUGAAGCUUCGGGAGUUGGUAAUAAUUCAUUGGAAAUUGAAGCAGAAUUUCAGAGGGAUAUUGAAGCUGUAGAUGGGAGCUUGGAGGUGUCAAGUCUGCAACCUGGUGCAGCAACUGGUGGAGCUGAGUGUUUGGAUGAAAGUGAGACCUCCUCAAGAUAUGAGUAUUCAGAAGGCGAGGAUUCAAUGUUCGGAGGUAAUACAGAUGAUGAGAAGAAUGAUUCAUAUUUCAGGAAAGAAGUAAAACACUCACAUGAAGAACAUGACAAGAAUGGAUAUAAGCUAGUUAUGGGUUCUGCAGUAGCCUUUGGUUCAAAUGAUUGGGAUGAUUUCAUGCAAGAAAAUAGAGAAUUUACUCCGACUUUAAUGGUACACAAGGAACUUCAAGCUGAAAACCAACCAAGUAUUGAAAGUGAAAAUGGAUGUUUGAGUUCUGCUUCAACUGUCAAUGCUGAGUUUUCAAGUGUAGGUUUAACAAUGCCUAAAGAAAAGGAGAAAGGUACUCUUCUGCCCAGUUAUCAGGGCCAAGGUGGUAAUGAAUCAACUGAGCACACCACUACUUAUAAUGUGGAUCCUUUGAGUCUUCUAAACCAGGGGGAAGGAGAGAAUGCUGAAGGUGAGAAAGCGAUGCUUGUUAAGAACAAUGAAACAAGAAAAGUCAAUGAAUCAGCGGAGUUCCAUGACAAGUCUUCUGUUCACAAUAUGUUGCAAGUGGACCAUAAUCCCCAAAGAAAACCAGGAGAAGCCUCUUUGAUGGAGGGUGCUAAACUUAAGGUGGAAGUAUUGGAACCAACAGAUCAAUGUGUAUGUACUGAGGAAGUUAUUCACAUUACUGAUGAUCUUGUUUCUAGAAAAGCUGAGCCUGAGAACUUAAGAUUAUUGUUGGACCCUCUGUCUCGUUCUGCUACAAGCAAAAAUUAUCUGUCUAUGGAGCAUUCUGAUGAUAGAACAGUGGAACUAUCAGCAGACAAGAGCUCAUCUCCUUCAUCAGCAUCAGUGGCUGCUGAUGCUACAAGGACCAAACAUGGAACAAUGAAUAGUUCGUCCUCCGUCAAUUACUUGGAAGACCAUCUUACAUCAGGCAAGACACACAACCUUGAGUUGAACAAGUUCUAUAAUGAGGUUGUUCAUGAUAUGGAAGAAAUAUUGCUUGACUCUGGCGAAUCUCCUGGGUUUGCUCUUGGAAACAAGAUACAUCAUUCUUAUAUACCUCUUCCUUCUAGAGAUGGUGGUUCUACUGCUUCGACUUCUGUUACAUCUGAUGUUAGUCAUGAUACUCAACGCCCUCUGAGAUUCGAUAGAGUGGAGGUCGUUGGUGCAAGACAGAAGACGGGGGAUGUUUCACUUAGUGAGCGGUUAGUUGGAGUGAAGAAAUACACUGUUUAUAGAAUAAAAGUGUGGAGUGGUGAUGAUUAUUGGGAGGUUGAGAGGCGGUAUCGUGAUUUUUGUGCUCUCUAUCGUCAGUUGAAGAAGUCAUUUGCAGAUCAAGGCUGGAUUCUCCCACCUGUCUGGUCCGCCACUGAACGAGAAUCACGAAAGAUUUUUGGUAGUGCUUCACCUAAUGUUGUUGCUGACCGAAGUGUUCUCAUUCAAGAGUGUUUACACUCACUUCUCCAUGACAAGUUUCGUUCAGGUCCCCUCAAUGCUCUGAUUUGUUUCUUGUCCCCGUCAAAGGAUGUUCCUAAUUCUCCCGCUUCUGAUACAAACAUACCUCAGUCUCCAUAUUCUUCAAGAAGCACAAACAGAGGGGAUGUUUCCAGCUUGGGGCAAAAAAUAUCCCUAAUUGUUAAUAAAAGGCCUCUCAAAUCAAAGAAACAACUGCUAGAUGAGCAACAUUAUUCUUGUGCUGGUUGCUACAAAAGUUUUGAUGAUGGAAAGACUCGGAUACAGGAACUUGCACAGACACUGGGCUGGGGCAAGCCUCGUCUUUGUGAAUAUAGUGGCCAGUUGUACUGCUCUUCAUGCCAUACAAAUGAUAUGGCUGUCUUGCCUGCAAGAGUUCUGCAUUGUUGGGAUUUUAAUCAAUACCCAGUUUCUCAGCUGGCUAAGUCUUAUCUGGACUCUAUAUAUGACCAGGUAAUGAGAAAAUCAUGCUGAAAAGACUUGCCAAAC